Dermacentor andersoni is the source of this 1283-nucleotide messenger RNA. NCBI's taxonomy places the organism in Eukaryota, Metazoa, Arthropoda, Arachnida, Ixodida, Ixodidae. The record is from RefSeq and is a predicted model, not a curated record.
CUGAGCCUACUUCGAGUUCCCCAGACCUCAUCGAAUCGCACCACAGCUAGUUAAGGAGCGCAGAAACACGGAUGCCACAUUCCUGAGGCACGACACGUGCAAACAAGUUGGCGGACCCCACUUCGUGUGCAGCCGGUGGAGCCAUUCACUGCUUGGCUCUUCCCGAAAGCGAAGAGAGAGCCUGGCACUGUUCCAGGUAACGUGGGUCCAGAAGCAAGACGGCUGUAAUGCGCCGUGACAACCUGGCGGCGUCGCCCCCUACCCUCUUUUGUGACGGCGCAUUGCAAGUCAGCAAGGCAAGACCGCAGGGAGAAGAAAGCCCUCGGACAAACACCAAGCAGCGACUCUCUUCGCCAGGUGUGACUCCAUCGCACGGGCGCCUACCAUUGGCCGAAAAUGACGGCACCAGAGCGGGCUCGCCGAUUGGCCGAAAAUGGCGUCACCUGAGCGGGCUCUCCCAUUGGCCGAACGUGACGUGUCUUCGCGACACCGAAGGGCUUAAAAGACGCAGACCGGGAGCAGCAGGAGAGCAUUCCUUGAGCAUUCCUUGACUCAUCUCUUUCGGACUUCUUGCGACGGGCCGCAGCGUCAGAGUUGCUGCCGGCCCGUAAUGACUUUUCAGUUUGGCAGCAGUGCGCAUCGACUUCACAUCGUCUUACACACUACGUUCUUUACGCAGCCUGCUUCAAGCCCGUCUACAACGAAACUGGCGCCGGAAUCAAGCGAGGAUCUGUCCCAUCUACCAGCGAUCACAUCAGUCAUCGUCGGCUUGGUCCUGCUUCAAACCUGUCUACAACGAAACUGCCACCGGAAUCAACCGACGAUCUGUCCCAUCUACCAGCGAUCACAUCAGUCAUCGUCGGCUUGGUGUGAGGCGAGGUUACUGCUACUGCGCAGUGCUAAACGGUUCCUCGACCCUGCAUAUAUAAAGGGACCAUCCGCUUGUGAAAUUUUCAAUUUGGCAGCAGUGCGCAUCGACUUCACAUCGUCUUACACACUACGUUCUUUACGCAGGUCGAUGUCCAGGCUUAUCCAACAGCCUUUUCUGGACGAGGCAAAUCAUCUUGUCAUGGGUGCCAAAACUGAGCUCAAGCAACAUUAGGAACAAGCUACAUUCUCUGUGGGUGCAUCAGCCUGCGGAACUGUCUAAGCCAGUUCACCGAAUCAUGAAGUGACCAAUGUAUGAAAACAGUCACAAAGCAAAUCUGCAGAAGUUGCAUUAGAAACAUCUUGCUUAUGUAGUAACGUGGUGUUAUUGAUUUGAUUUCUUUAAUUUCUUUGAA